This is a messenger RNA of Trichoderma asperellum CBS 433.97, 643 nucleotides long. RefSeq lists its product as uncharacterized. Gene Ontology annotation, molecular function: deaminase activity. NCBI's taxonomy places the organism in Eukaryota, Fungi, Ascomycota, Sordariomycetes, Hypocreales, Hypocreaceae. Gene Ontology annotation, cellular component: cytosol; mitochondrion. The record is from RefSeq and is a predicted model, not a curated record.
CUCAUUCAAAUACAUAAAUCGUUAUUGCCUCAUGCAAAUCAUGAGUGCUCUGAGACUUUAAAAGAACAAACUCUACGCAAGGAAAUUAUUCCAUCAAAGAGGCCCUGUGAUAGAUUCCAUCAUGCCGUUGAAGCAUAUCGUCACAGAAAAUGCGCCCGCAGCGCCAAUUUCAGGAUUGUUUUCUCAAGCAGUGCGAGCGGGUCCAUUUUUAUAUACACAAGGAACACCUGGUGCUCGUCCAGAUGGCACCAUGGUCGAAGGCACGAUCCAAGAUCGUACAAGACAAGUCAUAAGAAACCUCGAAGAGAUAUUGGCAGCUGAGGAAAUGACCCUUAAAAACGUUGUAAAGGCGACUAUCUUCAUCAAGAAUUUUGAUGAGAAUUUCCCUUUGGUCAACCAGGUAUGGGAAGAGAUGAUGCCUGAGCCUCGUCCUACACGAACGACCGUAGGCGUUGCUCAACUGCCCGCCGGGGGUACCGAUAUCGAGAUCGAAUUCGUGGCGUAUGAUGGUUGAAAGGAUAAAUUUGAAAAUUCAAUUGACUUAUAUUCUAUAUAGAACGUCUCAGCUUUUCAUCAUUCAAAUCUGACCCUGCAUUUCUUAGAUGUGUUUAAGCUUCGUGUAGUAGAAUUGAUUGGCGUGCAG